AUGCCUAGUCCUAUUCGUCGAGAACUUGUCAAGGGCAAACUACAACCGCCAUCUCAGCCUCCCUUGCGCAAAUCUUACACCGUAACCCCGACCUCGAUUAACGAAGUCACGGUGAGGCACCCUAGUGACAAGCGAGUCAUCCAAGAUCCCAUCGAAUUCUCAUCCGUUGCCACGGCUCAGCCAUUUGUAAACCCCACGGUUAUCGUAGACCGCAGACGCAACAAUAACGACCAAGCAUGA
Hypoxylon fragiforme is the source of this 240-nucleotide messenger RNA. RefSeq lists its product as uncharacterized. NCBI's taxonomy places the organism in Eukaryota, Fungi, Ascomycota, Sordariomycetes, Xylariales, Hypoxylaceae. The record is from RefSeq and is a predicted model, not a curated record. The transcript is spliced from 2 exons. The coding region runs from base 1 to 240 and encodes 79 amino acids.